This is a messenger RNA of Corapipo altera (White-ruffed manakin), 1077 nucleotides long. RefSeq lists its product as uncharacterized. The coding region runs from base 263 to 1033 and encodes 256 amino acids. NCBI's taxonomy places the organism in Eukaryota, Metazoa, Chordata, Aves, Passeriformes, Pipridae. The transcript has 6 exons. The record is from RefSeq and is a predicted model, not a curated record.
UUCCUCUCGAGGUGGGCACUUCCCCCUCAUCCUUGACACCAGGGAGACAGCCUGGAAGCAAGAAGAGGAAGAGUUCAGGUCCCUCAACAAGCCAGGUAUCCCUGAGGGCCCAGACGUUUUGCCCGUUCCAGAAGAUGUCUUUGAAAUCACAGGCUACCAUCACCUGGUGCCGGACGAAGGCCUGCAGAUAUUCCUUGCCCGUGUAGAACAAGCCCUGAGGACGGACUGCAGCCUGCCCAGGCUGCAGGUGGCCUGUGCCAAGAUGGUCUCCAAGACUGGGCUGCUUCUAAGUCUGCUCAGCAAGAGACAAGAGAGCGAGGGAGCCUUUGAUCUCAUGGGCCAGUGCCCAAUAGAUGAGAACAUCUCCAGACGCACAGCCUUGGAGAAGGUCAAGAAACACAGAGGGGAGAAGAAACAAGAGUCCUUGGAUGACACAAUCACACUGGUGGUGUUGCUGUCUGUCCUCGCUGUCAUUUCUCUCACAGUGAUGUGUGUCCUUAAGCUCUGCUCCCGACCCUGUGCAGUGUUUUGCCAAUGCCUGUGCACUGUGUGGAGAAGUUUCCUUGUAAUUCUGCGGCGGUGGUGGAGGAAGAACAAGUACAAGAAGUUAGAGGAUGUAGAGGACUUUCCUGAGCUCAGCGAGAAUGAUUUGCUGGUGGCUCAGUACAUCAUGGAUGUUCUCGAUAAAGAGGAAGAAGAAUCCCGAAAAGAGAGACAGCAAGGGAACACAGAUGCCUCCCAGAAACAGACAGAAUGCCAAGAACUUCACCUGCAAGAAGGUGAAGAAGUAAAUGGAAGAAGUUUGAGGAUUACUCAGACCCAAGAUGCUCCUGUCCGGACGCUGCCCUGCCUCCAGCACCCCAAAAUCUGGGCCACUGACUCCGUGACCCCUCUCUGCAGAGAGGAUGCUGCAGGCGGCUGCCAUGCUCAGGACACCCUGAGGAGCUUCCCUGGCACCUGGGAAUGGGGGUGGGAUGCCCUGGGACCCUCCAAGCUUCUCCCUGGGGAUCUGGGAACAGGGGGGUGGGAAUAGGGAGGUGGGAUGGGUUAGGACCCCCAUAGUUUGUCCCUGGGGAC